CGAGGGUAUAUUAAAAUUAGAAUUCAUUUCUUCCCCAAUUUUCUCCAUCCUCUCAAGUCUCAAUCUCACUUCACUCUUAAGAGGAUAGAAUAAUCAACAACUCUGAAAACCCCAAAAAAAAUGAAGAUAUUGUUUUCUACUUCAAAAUCCAUAUCAAGUCCUUGUAGGACAGAAAAAUUCCCACCGCCAUUGAUGAGGUUUCUGAGAACAAAUACAGGAAGCAGAAGUAGAAGAAAGAAAACAAGAAAAACUUCAUUAUUUUUAAAAAGGAAAAAACCUAAUAAUUCUUCUUCACCCGCCAUUGAAGCUACUCAAGAACCUUCUUCCCCUAAAGUUACAUGCAUUGGUCAAGUUCGUGUCAGACGUUUUGAAUCCAAAUCUUCAACAAAACUCCCGAAUACUAAGAAUUGUUGUACAAAUUACUUUUGUUAUUGUUGUGAAAAACCCUCUUUCUGCAAUUUUAGUUUCUGUAAACCUAAUUUCAAAAAAUGGGGUUUGUUCUUCAAUUGCCGAACUGUAAAAGUUCGUACUGAUUCGUUUAAGUUUAGCUCAAAACGUUCCGAACAACAACCAUCACAAAUAACAGAUGAUAGAGCAUUAACAAUGGCGACACCGCCGAAAAAUGCGUUAUUAUUGACACGGUGUAGAUCUGCGCCGUAUCGUUCGUCGUCAUUAGCAUGUCAAUUUUGGGGUUCACCAUUAAAAACAGAGUACGAAGAAAACAGAGAUUUGACAUCAAAAUCGAGGGAAGAUCAAGACAUUGAAGAAAUUAGUGAUAAUCGUGACGAUGAUCUUGAAAGUUGUGCAGAAAUUCACGAUAUUUAUUAUUCAAAGAAUGAUGAUAGAAAAAGAGAGGAUGCUGGUUAUGGUUAUGGUAAUGGUGAUAAAAAAAAUGGUGAUUUCCCCAAGCCAUUGAUGCUUGUGAGAAGUAAGUCAGAAUCAACAAAAAGAAAUUUAGAUAGGAUUGAUCUAGAGCUAACAAGGUUUGGUAACACUAAAUUUAGUACACCACAUUCAAAUGGAGGGAAUAUUGGCCAGAGACUACCUAAGUCAUGACCCGACUUUUGAGUAAAAUAACAAUUAACUUGUUUUUAUAUAAUAUAUAUUUAAAUGUUCGACUUACUCUGUAUUAGUAUAUUGAAUUCGUUACUAAUUGUGUACAUUGAUAUGCACUUCCUCUCAUUCAUGAAACUUAAUCAUUCCAUUUAAUACUUUACUCAAAUAUAUGAUUACUGAGGCCGAUUUUUAGCAUAUUUCGGGUAGAUGACCUUUUAGGGCCCUAAAAAUAAGGUUUUAAAUAUUAAAUGGUGUUAUUCAGUCCUGAUUUUGAGUAACAUGUUACGUGUGAUUUGUUUGUAAUUUUUUUAUAUUUAAAGUAGUAUUAGAAUAUAAUAUUAUAAUAUAUUUUAUUUUAAAUUAAUUUUCUUAAAGUAAAAAAUUUUAUCUUUUUGAUAUGAUGAAGGGUUUCAAUUUGAAAUAAAUAGUGAAAUAGAUAGGACCUUUAAAAUCUUAAUAUAAAAUUUAAUAUGAAUAUAGUUUUUAAUCAAAUAAGCUUGUAUAUCAAAACUCAAAUUCGCUUGUUACAAGGGGCAUGUUGCAAAUUUAUGUAAAAUAAAAUAAAAAGUCUUUGAAUUAAAUGUUUUUCUUUUGAUAAAUAAGCGUUGUAGAAACAAGAUAGAAAAUGUUUGAUCCUCUUGUAACGUUUUGUAAAAAAAAAAGUAAAUUAUAUUCCACAUAAAAGUAUACAAGGAGUAUUAAACUUUGGAUACCUAUUAAAUAAUGUAAAAACAAAUUUAUGCAUUUAUUGGUCAU
This is a messenger RNA of Amaranthus tricolor (Joseph's coat), 1812 nucleotides long. RefSeq lists its product as uncharacterized. Lineage: Eukaryota; Viridiplantae; Streptophyta; Magnoliopsida; Caryophyllales; Amaranthaceae. The transcript has a single exon. The coding region runs from base 121 to 1056 and encodes 311 amino acids. The record is from RefSeq and is a predicted model, not a curated record.